GAGUCGGGGGGGGCUGCUACUACUAUUUGGAAAAAAAUAAAAUAAAAACACUUGGGAAAUUCAGCGCUGGAAAGCCCCGUCUGAGAAACCAGAGACCCUGCAAAAGAUCCUUCAGUCCAAGGGCACUCGGAAAGCCCCAGGCUGAGGCUCCUAUAAUAGAACCCCAAUUAAAAUUCUUCGCUGAGUUCCGAGACAGAAACCCCUCUCGGAGGCAGGCGCACAAGCUAAGCACCCCUCGUCAGAAUUCUCCCCUUCCCCUGCUCAGCCCGCACCACGGCAUCCUUCCCAGGACUUCUCUUCCACCUCCUUCCUGCUGGGCUCGGGGAGUGGGUGCAACCAAGAACGGAAAGAAACAUAGGGCAGCCCGUUCUCGCCUGGGAGACAGAGGGCGCCUCUGUCCACUUCUGGCCCCUUGCCCUUCGCGGUGUCAUUUGUGAAGGGGUGGAGCCGGUGGGGAGGAGGGUCGGCCGGGAAGGACAGCUAAAGACAGGUCUCCCCACACCGCUCCAGGUGCCACAUUUGCAGCUUGCCUGUCUGUCUGUCGAGAACCUUCUCCCACUUCAGGCCCAGGCCAACCGUGUGCUGCUGAAAUGGGCUCUGAGCUGGAGACUGCCAUGGAGACCCUCAUCAACGUGUUCCAUGCCCAUUCUGGCAAGGAGGGGGACAAAUAUAAGCUGAGCAAGAAGGAGCUGAAAGACCUGCUACAAACCGAACUCUCCGGCUUCCUGGAUGUCCAGAAGGAUGCAGAUGCUGUGGACAAGGUAAUGAAGGAACUGGAUGAAAAUGGAGAUGGGGAGGUGGACUUCCAGGAGUAUGUCGUGCUGGUGGCUGCGCUCACGGUGGCUUGUAACAACUUCUUCUGGGAGAACAGUUGAGCACUUGGGGCUAACUGGCAGUGCCCUUCCACUUGCCCUUAUAAGACUUCCCCUUUAUCCUGCUUUCUUUCUCCUUACCCCACCUAUACCUCAUGUCCCCAUCCUUGCUCAGUCUCCUACCAAGGGUACCAGAGUGGUGGCCCAGGUCUGUCACUCACUCUAAUAAAGUCUUCCCUCACUAACUGUCAA
Cricetulus griseus (Chinese hamster) is the source of this 1064-nucleotide messenger RNA. The record is from RefSeq and is a predicted model, not a curated record. Lineage: Eukaryota; Metazoa; Chordata; Mammalia; Rodentia; Cricetidae.